Molecule: messenger RNA, 213 nt
Organism: Punctularia strigosozonata HHB-11173 SS5
Lineage: Eukaryota; Fungi; Basidiomycota; Agaricomycetes; Corticiales; Punctulariaceae
Exons: 3
Coding region: 1-213 (70 amino acids)
Source: RefSeq, a predicted model, not a curated record
AUGUUCAGGUCGCACUACUACGUAGCUCUUUCUCUUGCCCUCAUCUUUCUCCAACUAAUUGGACUCGAAGCCGCCGCGCUCGCUAUCCCUAAACAUUCGCACCACGGCCCGCUCAGAAACGUGCUAUGCAACUCCGGUAGAGCUAUUUUCGAAGGGGUCUCGGUCACCGAUCCGGGAGAGCUCAAUGCUCGCGGAUGCGUCGCACCACCGUAA